AUGGCGGUCAAGACUCCGAGCACCGCCACGAGGACGCGUCCCGUCCCCAAACGGUUAUCAGCCGCACUCUCGGAUGAUUCCAACAUCCAAGUGAUCGUGAGGGUGCGGCCGCCUGCAGGCCCUGAGCUGACGGGGUACCCCGGGCCCGGGGCAAAGUGUGUGGCACAGGACGGCCCCCGGUCGCUGUUCCUCGUGAACCCAGACAGGGCGGGCGCAACGGAGCAGUUCACGUUCGACCACGUGGCAGGGGAGAGCGCGACACAGGAGGACCUGUUUGAGGUGGCAGGGAGGCCCAUAGUCGAGAACUGCCUUUCUGGAUACAACAGCACCAUGUUCGCGUAUGGCCAGGUUCGUUGCAUCUGCCGCGUAGCACGGGUGUUUCCUCGGGUACGCACUGAUGAUGUCUGCUGCUGUGUGAGACCCAUGAGGUCAUUCAGGGAGUCGCACAGCACGCUCAAGUUUGCACAGCGAGCGAAGCUGGUGUCGUUCAGGGAGUCGCACAGCACGCUCAAGUUUGCACAGCGGGCGAAGCUGGUGUAUAACAAGGCAGUGGUGAAUGAGGCGGCACACACAGCACCCAGUUUCUUAGGCACAUCUUCUUGCGUCUCUCCCACCUGCAGGUCGUUCAGGGAGUCGCACAGCACGCUCAAGUUUGCACAGCGGGCGAAGCUGGUGUAUAACAAGGCAGUGGUGAAUGAGGCGGCACACACAGCACCCAGUUUCUUAGGCACAUCUUCUUGCGUCUCUCCCACCUGCAGGUCGUUCAGGGAGUCGCACAGCACGCUCAAGUUCGCACAGCGAGCGAAGCUGGUGUAUAACAAGGCAGUGGUGAAUGAGGCGGCACACACAGCACCCAGUUUCUUAGGCACAUCUUCUUGCGUCUCUCCCACCUGCAGGUCGUUCAGGGAGUCACACAGCACGCUCAAGUUCGCACAGCGGGCGAAGCUGGUGCAUAACAAGGCCGUGGUGAACGAGGCCGCAGAGGGCGAGAAGGACGCUCUCAAGAAAGAGAUCGCCAGACUCAAGAAUGCACAACAAGGCGGUGGACCGGUGGUGAAUGAGGCCACAGAGGGUAAGAAAGAUGCUCUCAAGAAGGAGCUAGCCGAACUGAAGGUGCGUUCUGAGACAACUCAGCACGACUCCACAUGUCUCAGAGGAACACCCCGCAAUCCUUCCGCUACCCCUCUCAACCCCACCAGCACUGGUGCUGUUGGUUCUAUCGCUCCUGCUGGGACUACCGCUGCUGCUGCCUGCUCCCCACUGGCAAUAGCGUUGCAGGAGAGGGCGAACUCUCCCAGGCAUGUGCAGCUGCUGGGGGAGAUUGAGCGGCUGGAGCGGACGCUGGCGGGGUGCUUGCGCAGGGAGAGGGAGCUGGAGAGGGAAGUGGGCGCUCUGAGGGGCGAGAAUGCGAAGCUGAGGAAGCAGCUCGCUGCUUCUGCUUCUUCUGCUGCUGCUGCUGCUGCUGCUGCUGCUGCUCGUGGUGGUGGGAGUGGUGCUGGGGGAGGAGGUGAGGUGAUGGGUGCUGGUGGCGAUGGUGGUGACGCUGGUGGUGCUGGUGGUGGAGAGGGAGAGGGGAUGGAGGGAAGGUUGGCGACUGUGGAGGAGGGCGAGGAGGAGGAGGAGGAGGUGGAAGAGGAGGGAAGUGGGUCGGAGGGUGAGAAGAGUGAUAUGGAGAGUCUGAAGGAUCAGGUGGCGGAGCUGUUGGUGCAGAAGGCAGCAGCGGGCGGGGGCCACGCGCAGGCGCGCAUAGAGGAGCUCACGCAGGAACUGCAGGGCGCACGGGCGGAGCUGGGUCGCUGCAGGGAGCACCUAAGGCUGUCUGAUGCUGCUAACGAGCAACUGGCGAGGCAAACGAAAGAGAUGGAGGCGGAGAUGCAGCUGCUGGCUGCUCAGAACCUCUCUCUGGGAGAGCAAAUCAGCUCUUUCAAGGCUUUCAACACCGAUACCUCCUCCUACGCGUUCCAAAGGGGCCUCACCUCACAGAAGGGAGAUCUCUCCACCGCGCCCACUCCCAUCCCGUCAGCCGCGCGUGCUGCUGCCCCCAGCACUCUCAUUCCCACGCCCCUGGUCACCACCACUCGGGGCGCUCGUGCUGCCACUCCCUCCAGCGGCGGGUUUGGAACCGGUCAGGGGGCAGGCAUCAAUAGGAACCUCGAAGAGGCGUUUUCUGGUGCCAAGGGGUUUGAGACUCCGCUUUCUACGAGAGGCAAGGAUGCUACAGCAGGAAGAGGCGGAGGAGGAGUAGUGGGAGGAGUGGGAGGUGCGGAGUGUGUGGUUGACUGUAGGUCUUCUCUCAGGCAUGUGGGCAAGGAUCAGGACCGGUUCAGGCAGCAGAGAUUGGAUCUGGACUCGGCAGUCAAAGGGAAGCUGGAGGCAGAGUGGGCUAACAGCGCGCUUAAGGCGAAUCUGAAGCUGCAGGAACAGGAAGCGAGGGAGCUUGUAGAGAGGAUGCAGUCCGAGGAGGGGCGGAGGCGUGAGGCGGAGAGGCUGGCGGAGGAGGCGGAGAGAGAGGUUCGGGAAGCGGCUGCCGCAGCUGCGGCGCUGGCUCGGGAAAAGGCUGCGGUGGACGAGCAGCUGCAGGCGAUCCAGGAACAGGUCCGGGAACUUCAGGGUCGGGAGGAGCGGAGCGAGGAGGAGAAGAGGGAUCUGGAGGAGGCGUUGAGGAGAGAGCGGGAUUUGGGGGAAGAGGCGGCACAAUUGGCAGAAGCUGAGUGGAAGAAGACUCAAGAGGCGACAGCUAGGAGGAUUGCUGCAGAGAGGAGCCUUCAGAGGACUAUGGAUGAGGCGAAGAAUCUGAGGGGAUUGUUGGAUGAUUCGGAAGAGACGAGGGCUAAGUAUGUGAGGCUGAAGCAUGAGCUAAGGGCGGCUCUGCAGAGGCUUGUGAAGGCGGCGGAACAGAAGGUGGAGGAUGAGAAGGCGUUGGAGAGGAUGAGGGAGGAGUUGGGUGCGGUGAGAGCGCAGGUGUUGAGUGCGGGGGAGAGGGCGGAAGAGGCGGAGAGGAGGGUGAGGGAGGGCAGGGUGGGAGGCGCUGGAGGUGAGGUGGGGGAAGGGGGAAUUGGGGCGGGUGUUGGGGGGGAUGAGGUGACAGGAGAGGAGGAUAAUGUGGUGGAGGAGGGGAGUGAGGUGGCAGGAGAGGAGGGUGACGUGGUGGAUGAGGGGAGUGAGGUGGCAGGAGGAGAGGUGAGGGUGAGUGAGGGGGAGGAGGUAGAGAGGGAGCAGGCACAACGGCUAGUGGAUGAGCUUAUGAGGAAGGUGGAAGAAUUGGAGGAGAAAGCACGGGAGGCGGAGAGGAGGGCGGAAGAGGAUGCGGUGAGACUGGAGGAAGCAGCGAGGAAGGUGCAGGAGGCGCAGGAAGAGGCGCGUUUGGCAGGGGAGAGAGUGAGAGAGAGGGCGGAGGAGGAGGAGAGUGUGAGAGCGAGGGCGGAGGCGCUGGAGAAUCUGAUGCAGAUUGAGGAGGCAGAAGCAGUCAGGGCGAACGCAGAGGUGAUUCUGCUGCAGGGGAUACUGGAAGAUCUGGAAGGUAUGGGUCGGUUUGGAAUGGUGAAGAUGGAAGGAGAAGGGGGGCUGGAGCAGGGGCAGUCUCGGGAAGAGCUGGAGGGGGAGUUGUUGCAGGUGCGAGAGGAGGUUGAGGGGAAAGAGGAGGAGAUUCGGAGGCAUAAGGAGGAGUUGGAGAGGAGUCGGAGGGAGUUGGAAGAGGUGACAGUGAAUCUGGGAGUGUGGGAGGACACGUGGGGAGCCUGGGAGACUCACCGGCAAGAGGUGCAAUAUCCAGGGGGAUGUUGGUAUGACAUGGGUGUGAGGUACAACUGGGGGAGGGUGGUUCUAGAGCUGGUUCAGAGAGAGCUGAGGAGGGUGCGUGAGGGGAAGGAGAGGUCGGAGGAGGAAAAGAGAGAGGCGGAAGAGGCAGUGAGGGAUUUGGUGAAGGAGAAUGGGGUGUUGAGGGGGAUGUUGGGGUUGGCGGAAGGGGAUGUGGUGGCUGUGCCGGGGAAGGGCAGGAGGGAGAGCUUUGAGCUUGCGAUUGGAGCGAUUGGAGCGAGGAUCUGGGAUGGGAGGGUGAGGGAGAGGGAGCUGGAAGGGGAGGAGGGGCGGGUGGAGAGGGAGAGGAGGGAGGUGGAGGAGAGGAGGAGGGCGGUGGAGGAGAGGAGGAGGGAGGUGGGGGAGGAGAGGAGGGGAGAUGAGGAGGUGGGUGAAGGGGAUGUGCAGGAAGAGAAGGAUCAGGAUGGGAUUCCAUCAUGCUUGGAGGGGAUCGAUGCAGAGAGGAUCGAGCAGGAGGAGGUGGAGGAAAUGGGAGAGAUCGGGGAGGUUACACCGGCGGUGAAGGCAGAGGGGGAAGGGCAGCGAGCGAAGGAGGGAAGGAGGCAGACGGAGGAUGAGAGACGGGCAGAGGAGGAGCAGCUGAGGGCCACGUGUGCUGCGCUGGAAGGGCAGGGAGCACAGAUGGAUGCUGAGCUGGCAGGGUUCAGAGCGGAGAGGGAGAAGCAGAGGAGGGAGGUGGAGCAGAUGCAGGCUGUAAGGGAGGUUCUCGAGCGAGAGAGAUGGUUGCUGGAUCAGAGGGGGGAGUGUGGGUCGGAGGAGAAUGGGGAGAAGGAGAAGGGAGAGGAGGAAGUGGGGGAGGGAGAGGGUGGGGAGGAAAUGAGGAGUGAGGAGGAGAAGGGGGAUGGGGAAGGGGCUGGGUGGGAAGAAGGUCGGGAGGAGGAUGGGAUGGGAGUGCUGAGUACGCCUGUUCGUGCUGUUGACGUGGGAACAGAUGGGGUGUCAGCAGUGAGCGUGCAGCAGCCACAUGCCACCCCGGUCCUCUUCUCGGCUUCUCGUGAACUGGGGAGAGGGAGGCAGGGUGGGAGAAUGAGCUUGCCUACACGUCUGGAUGGAAGUGUGGUGUGUGCUGCUAGCGGGUUGGAGCAUGGGAGGGAGGGAGAGGUGGGGAGUGGUGAUGAGUGGUGGAGUGGGAGGAUUGAGAGGGAGAGGGAGAGGGAGAGGGAGAUGGAGAGGAAGGAGGGCGAGGUGAAGCAGCUGGUGAAGGAGAUUGAAGCUCUUCAGAAGGAGAACCGCCUGCUUCACGCCCAGCUGUGUGCAUCGGAGCAGUCAGUGCGCGGCUCACUCGCUGCCAUGAGCACUCCAGCGCCCACGCGUGCAAGGAGAGCGGGAAGCACGCACGACGGCUCGCCUGUGGCCACGGGAAUGGGCAUGGGAGUGGAAAUGGGAAUGGGAAUGGGUGUUAUUCUUGAGGCAGAAGGGUCGGCAUCGGUGUCGGGUAUUGGAGGCAGUGGAGGAGCUGGAGAUGGGCAAGGAACACCUGAUGCAGUAGCAGCAGCAGGAGGGGCAGCAGUGGAGCUGCUUAAGGCGAAGGCAUUGAGGAGGCACCAGCAAGUGCUGCAAAAGGAUCAUGAGAUUCGCCAGCUUCGCACGCAGCAAGACCUCCUCCUUCACGAGAAAGACAAGUUUCUGGUGGAGAUACAGCAGAUUCGGUCAGAGGCAGUGCUGCAGAGGAGCAUGGCGGACAAGAGCCUGCAGAAGAACCACACGCUCACCCAGGAGAAUGCGCACCUCAAGGAACAGUUUCUUAGUGCAGCAGCAACAGCCAGCACAGCAGCAGAGAGUGCAGCAGCAGGCAGUGCAGCAGCAGGCAGUGCAGCAGUCAGAGGCAGUGCUGCAGAGAGCAUGGCGGACAAGUGCCUGGAGAGGGACCAGGCGCUCUCUCAGGAGAAUGCUCACCUCAAGCAACAACUGGAGGGCGUGCAGCAGCAGUUGGAGAAGGCAGAGGGCGAGCUUGUGGGGCUGGUGGGGCAGCACAACCCAAAACAGCGCAUUCACACGUUUUCCAAGGUCAAGGUGGAAAACAGCACUCUGAGGGCGCAGAACGAGGAGAUGGCAGCAGCAGUGAAGCGCAUGGAAGGGCGGGUGAAGCGGCUGGAGGAGGAGGUGGGGCGGCACAGGAAAAAGGCGGGGCAGGCGGAGAAGAUUGAUUUUGAUGAGGAGGCGAGGCUGCAGCAGCGACUGGAGGAGGUGGAGAGGGGCAGUGCUGACGUGGCACAGAAGCUGCUCACUGUCUGCCAAGCUGUCCUCCAGAUAACUGAGGGUGCAGCAAACGACCAUGCAGCUGGUGUGGAUGGGCAUGAUACAGAGAACGGCGGUGAGAGCAGCAGUAGCGGUGGUGGCAGCAGCAGUGUGGGAGAGGGGUCGUUAGGUGCGGAUCCGUCCGGUGCGGCCCUUGCUGCUCUGAACGCUCUCAAGUUCAGAAUCAAGGCAGCAGACGACGAGAUCAGCGACCUCAAGUUUCAACUGAGGUUUCUUGGCUUGCUGUCGAUGCACGCCCCUUUCCUCUCCCCACCUCUUCCCUCCCCGUUCUCACCUCCCCCCUGCCUUCCCCUCUCCCUUACCCUCUCUCCCCUCCUCUCUCUCCCUUUUCAAUUCUCCCCACUUCCCUCCCCUCCCUUCUCCCAUGUUGGCUCCAUCCUCUCCCAUCCUCCACAGGCGCGCAUGGCUGCAGAGAAGGCAGAUCUGUGUGAGCUUCGGGAAAAGAACGCCAUCGGUCACACGGUGCAUGUGCUCUCUCCUCCGCUUCCACCCCAGUUUUCUGCCACGCUCGACUCCAUUCCUGCGUUGGCGGAUGAAAAUGCACUGGCUACUGUUGAGGCACCUUGA
This is a messenger RNA of Closterium sp. Naga37s-1, 6642 nucleotides long. NCBI's taxonomy places the organism in Eukaryota, Viridiplantae, Streptophyta, Zygnematophyceae, Desmidiales, Closteriaceae. The record is from the annotation of a GenBank genome assembly.